Molecule: messenger RNA, 2625 nt
Organism: Sordaria macrospora k-hell
Lineage: Eukaryota; Fungi; Ascomycota; Sordariomycetes; Sordariales; Sordariaceae
Source: RefSeq, a predicted model, not a curated record
AUGGGACCACCAUCUAAGAGGAUAAAGGCCCCAAAGCUGCCCGACAACCUUCUUAAGGAGCUCGGCGUAGACGCGUGUCUCGUCCACGAAAAGCUACCAUGCCGAACGCGCCGUACCACCGAAACAACCAAGAAGGUCGAACCAGUAUCUACAAAGGAAGCCAAGCCCAUUUUGAAGAAGGGUAAGAAACAACUAGUGGAGGAAGAAGAGGAUGACGAGGAGGGCUUUAAUGAGGCGGACGAUAUCGAUCUGGACGAGGGGGACGACGACAACCUAGACCUUGACGAAGAUGAAGACAUGGACGAUGAUGAAGACGAAGAAGAAACAACACAAUCCAAACCGAAGUCGCAGCCAAAAAUCUCGAAAACCGUCCUGGAACGACUGGCGCAAGACGACAAGGAGAUCGCCGACCUCGAAAAGAAGCUCGGUCUCAAGAAGGGACGCAAAUCGCUUCCCAAGUCCUUCGAGGAGGACGGUCUUCUUGAGCUGCUAGAAGGCCUCCCUGGCGUAGACGAUGAAACAAGUCAGAAGAGGAAGCGAAAGUCGGAAGCGGAUGAGUGGCUUGCGGCGAAGAGGAGGAAAGCAGAAGAGGCGGCGAUGAAGAAGAUGAAAGAAGCCGAACUAGAAGAGGAGGAAGAGGAGGACUCCGAGUUGGACGACGAGGACGAUGGCUUGGACGAUCUAUUAGAAGGCUUGCACUCCGACGACGAAGACGACGAUCUUGACGAGAACGAAGACGUGCUCGAGGGUGGUUCCGAUGAAGAUGGCGAAGACGAAAUCUCGGGCGAGGACGAGGAUGAAGAUGGGUUUGCAGAGUUCGACGAAGACGAAGAUGAUGACGAAGACGAAGACGAACAAACCGAACAACAGCCGCCAGAACGAGUCCGCGAAAACCCAUACGUUGCGCCUACGACAGGGCAGACGGUAGAAAAAUACGUGCCGCCAUCCAAGCGAGCGGAGGCAGGCUCGGACGCGGAGUUGGUGGCCCGCAUUCGCCGUCAAACACAAGGUCUUAUCAACAGGAUGACCGAGUCAAAUCUGUUGUCCAUCAUUAUGGACUUCGAAAAGCUUUACCGCGACAACCCGCGACAACAUCUCACGUCAAACAUUGUCGAUGUCCUACUCAUUCAGGUCUGCGAACCAACAACGCUACCUGACACGUUGCUCGUUCUUACCGCUGGUUUUGCUACUGGUAUCUUCAAGGUGAUCGGCAUGGACUUCGGCGCACAACUUAUUCAAGAAGUGAUUGAGCGAUUCGACAAGCACUAUGAAGAGGCCAAGGAGGCUGCAAAGGAGCGGCCAGACGUACCAAAACAGACGUCCAACAUCAUCACUUUCCUAUCCGAACUCUACAACUUUCAACUCGUGGGCCCCAACUUGCUUUUCGACUUCAUUCGAGUGCUGCUGGGUGAUCUGUCGGAGCUGAACGCGGAGCUUUUGCUCAGGAUUGUGCGCAUUGCCGGCCCGGCCCUUCGACAAGAUGACCCUAUGUCUCUCAAGGAUAUUGUUACCCUUAUCCGCCCGGCUGUCGCCAAGAUUGGAGAGAAGAACCUCAGCGUUAGAACCAAGUUCAUGAUCGAGACCAUCAAUGACUUGAAGAACAACAAGAUGAAGACGGGACUAGGCGCUUCCGCCGUUCUCACGGAACAUACCACCAAGAUGAAGAAGCUUCUGGGCACCCUGAAGACCACCAAGACGCCCGAGCCUUUGCGGAUGACUCUUGCCGAUAUUCGCGAUGCUGACAAGAAGGGCAAGUGGUGGCUUGUAGGCGCUAGCUGGGCGGGGAAAGAUAAGGACGGCGACAAGAAGCCCUUCUCGUCAACUCAGGACGACGUCAUCGAGCAUAAUGUUGACUCGGACGACGAAAGCUUUGUGUUAGAGGAUGUCGAGGACAUGCCUGACCUCGGAGAACUUGCCAGAGAGAACCAGAUGAACACGGACGUGCGCCGGUCCAUUUUCGUAUCGAUAAUGUCCGCCACGGAUUAUGAAGAUGCCUACUACCGCAUCCUCAAGUUGCGCCUGAACAAGGAGCGACAGAGAGAAAUCCCAUACGUGAUCAUCCAGUGCGCCGGCGCCGAGCAGGUCCACAACCCGUACUACACCUUGGUGGCCAAGAAGCUUUGCGGGGAUCGCAAAAUCCGGUGGGCGUUCCAAGACUCGCUCUGGAAACUGUUCAGGCGUCUCGGAGAGUCCGUGUUUGGCGACGAUAUCGAGGAAGAGGAGGACGAAGAUGCGAUGGACAUGCGGCGGCUUGUAAACAUUGCAAAGCUAUUCGGCACCAUGGUGGCAGGCGGAUCGCUAGGACUGGCGAUUCUCAAAUGCCUCAACCUCCCUUAUCUACAGACCAAGACGCGGGCGCUAGUGGAGAUCAUGUUGAUUACGGUGCUUCUAGAAGCCGGAAAGGGCGGCGACAAGGGCCGGGAUGAGGUGAUCACAUCGGUGUUUGCGGCUGUGGAAGGGGUCCCCGAGCUUGCCAGGGGCCUGCAGUGGUUCAUCAAGAAGGUGGUCCGGAAGUCGGAUCUCGCGGGAGGAGCGGCCAACACCAAGCUCGUCAAGGAGGGUUGCAAGACGGCCAUGGCGGCCUUGGAGCAUGCUUUGCUCGCUGCUGAAGGGCUGGUGGAAUAG